AGUCGUGUAAUCAAAUAGACACAUCUUUUCGUUCUAACAGGGAAAACUUGCGAUCUCUUCGAAGUUAAUACAAACUGUUGCAAUGCAAUUGGAAACGCUUUUACUUUUCAUAUUCUUUACAGUUAUUACAUUCGCGCAGAUGCCAGAUCGUAUCAUAUUCCCAGAUAUCGAUGAUUUUGAAAUCGAGUGCACUUUGCCGGACGGCGUGCAGGGUAUGUGCCGAAACAUUCGAUACUGUCCGAGUGCUUUCGAUUCAAGAGAGCGGGUAAAAACCUGUUAUUUCGAACGCUCGGAACAAUUUGUAUGUUGUCGUGAUGAACCAAAGGAAUAUGCUACAAAAAGAGCCUGUCUCAGCUAUUAUCCGCCUAUACAUGAAAUGGUUAAUGGACUUAGCACCCAACCUAAUGAAUUUCCUUAUAUGGUUGCUCUGGGUUUUGAAACUAUGCUGCCUGAUUUGUAUGAAUACAAAUGUGGAGGGGCGCUCAUAGCACCAAAUUUCGUAUUGACAGCUGCACAUUGUGCACGUGUUGGGGGGGCCACACCUUCUGUGGUUUUGCCAGGAGGUGUCAGUUUAAAUGAUUAUUCGGCAAAGAAACAUCAAAUCGCUGACGUUACAAUACAUCCUGCCUAUAAUUCUAAGAAAUCUUACAACGACAUCGCUUUACUUAAAUUAAAGGAGCCAAUUACGAAUUUUACACCAGCAUGCAUCGGAGAAAAUGUACUAUUGGACAAUGAGAAUAUUACCGCUAUCGGUUAUGGCCACACUAUUUUCGGUGGUAGAUCAUCCGAAGACCUCUUGAAAGCUUAUCUAAUUAUUGUAAGUAACGAAGCGUGCCAAAGACACUACAGAGAUAAUGAACAAUUGCCAAAAGGUCUAAUGGAUACACAGCUAUGCGCACAGGAUAAACAAUUAGGCCGUGACACUUGUCAGGGUGAUUCUGGUGGACCAUUGAUAUUAAAGAAUGCGCAUGUGCCGUAUAUGGUUGGUAUAACAUCUUUUGGAUUGGGCUGUGCAACAGAAGCUCCGGGCGUUUAUACGCGAGUAUCAAAAUAUCUCGACUGGAUAGAGGCGAUUGUAUGGCCAAAGUGAAGACUUGCACCGCCUAGCAGUCAACUCAACAAUACUUCAAUACCUUAAUUUUAAUUUUUAUUUACCACUUAAACUAUUUAUACAAUCUUUGUACUACUCAUCCUCUAGCCUUUAUUACUUAAAUAAAUUUAAAGUUAUUGUAAAGUGAGAUUUACUAA
Anastrepha ludens (Mexican fruit fly) is the source of this 1248-nucleotide messenger RNA. Its product is annotated as serine protease snake-like. Lineage: Eukaryota; Metazoa; Arthropoda; Insecta; Diptera; Tephritidae. The record is from RefSeq and is a predicted model, not a curated record. Gene Ontology annotation, biological process: proteolysis. The coding region runs from base 83 to 1090 and encodes 335 amino acids. Gene Ontology annotation, molecular function: serine-type endopeptidase activity. The transcript has 8 exons.